AGAAAGUUCAAGGGCCUACUCAUUUAAUUCGACGUGUGUGUGUUUCGCGACAACUUUAAUAUUUGUAACUUUUCUUAUGAGUGGCAUACGGAUUGGAGGAGGAGAAGCAACUGCUUGUUACUUCUUUACGUCGUGUCAGGAACUCGGUGCUUCUACGUAGUUAAGCAAGAUGAUAAACAUUUAUAAUUGUAUUUCAUGGUUCCCAAUUCUGCUAGUAACCAUUGGUCUUGGGCAAGAUAAAGGAGUUGAUGCCACGAAGAAGGAUGCAUCUCGACACAUGGAGAAUGGUAAUGCCCUCCUUGCGGCCGGCCAGCUUGCUGAAGCCUUGAAUCAUUACAAUUCCGCUAUUGAGAAUGAUCCAGACAAUUUCAUGGCAUACUACAGAAGGGCAACUGUCUAUUUGGCUAUGGGCCGCUCAAAGUCGGCCUUGCCGGAUUUAAAGAAAAGUAGCACACUGAAUAAAAAAUUUUCUCCUGCCCUUGUUAACCAUGGUAACAUCUUAAUGAAGCAAGGAAAUCUGGAAGCUGCCAAGGAGGACUACCUGGCUGUUACAGAAAUGGAUUCAGGUAACAAAGAAGCUGGUGAGAAAUUACGACUCAUUGACCCAUUGCUGGCACAUUUAGAACAAGGCAACACACACAUGAAAGCUAGGAACUUCAACGAAGCUGUUAUUAAUUACAGUGCUGUAAUAGAGCAUUGUGUGUGGUUUCCAGAUGUCCGAGUGAAACGUGCAGAAUGCUAUUUACAAGUUGGGGAAGUUUAUAAAGCAAUCGAUGACUAUAAGGUCCUGGUGAAGCUAACCAACGACAACACACAAGGGUUCUACAAGAUGAGUGGUCUACAUUAUCAGAUCGGAGAGUUAGACAAAGCAUUAACGGAUAUACGAAAUUGCUUGAAGUUGGAUCCAGAACAUAAAGAAUGUUUUCCAUUUUACAAAAAAAUGAAAAAAUUAAAUAAACAGUUCACAUCAGCAAGAGAUUAUGAAAAUGAAGAAAAUUAUGAAGAUGCUAUUGGUAAAUAUGAGGCAGCAAAGAAAACAGAGCCAAGUAACUGGUCGUACUUAUCUAGAGCUGACCGAGGGAUUUGUCAUUGCCUAGUUAAAGGACAGGAAACAUCAAAAGCAAUUAAGACAUGCACAGAUGCGCUAGCUAAUGAUGAAGAAAACAUUGACCUGUUGCUAGAUAGAGGAGAAGCAUAUAUACAAAAUGAAGAUUUUGAUAAAGCAAUUGAUGAUUUUACAAAAGCAAAUAGUAUAGAAGGAAGUCAACGAACAGAAGAAGCUUUAAAACGAGGCAAUAAAUUACUGAAACAGUCAAAAAAACGUGAUUAUUAUAAAAUAUUAGGAGUUAAAAGAAAUGCAAAGAAAAAGGAAAUAGUACAAGCAUAUCGUAAACUUGCAAUGCAAUGGCAUCCAGAUAAGUUUGAAGAUCCAGAGGAAAAGAAAAAGGCAGAGAACAAAUUUAUAGACAUAGCAGCUGCAAAGGAGGUGUUAACCACCCCAGAAAUGCGUGAGAAGUUCGAUAGAGGGGAAGAUCCCCUGGAUGCAGAAGAACAGCAACAGCAGAAUCGACACUGGGGUAAUCCAUUUGGUUUCAAUCCAUUUGGAGGAGGAGGAGGAAAUUCAUUUAGGUUUCAUUUUAAUUAAAUAUUCAAAACUUAAUUUAUUUCCCAAAUAUUUCAGUUAUAAAAUACCUCCCAAUUGGUCACAUACUUUUUAUCUUUAUCCCACCACUCAACAUUCCCUCAAUUUUUGUAUGCACAUUGGGCACAGGGUUGUCCCUUUGUUUUUUAAGUGGGUGUGAACUUUGAAAACUUGCCUUCAACUUUGAAAACUAGAAUUGAGUGAAUUGUUUAAGGUUUAGCUGGGUGCAUUGAAGGCAUUAGUAUUAAACCAUCAACCAAUCAGAAAUAAUGAAUUCACUAUCAGUGAAUAAAGAAUUGUGAUUUGUAGUACCAUCACCAUUACAUUAGUUUAGCCUGGUUUCCAUGAAAUUGUUACAAGCAAUUUCUGACUCCUUCAGCGACGCUGAUUGGUUGGUCGUAUCGGAAAACCUACGAUUGCAUCAGGGACAGGUUCACCGUGCAAACAAUCGCAGUGUUAACGUUAACACACUUUUGAUAGUUUAUUUUAUAGAAACCAGGCUUACAAUAUGCUGUAAUACUAAUGUUUAUCAAGAUAGGCCUAUUUAAUAAAGAAAUUGACACACACUUUGUAAGCACCCUAAACAUUCUACCUCAAUGAGGUUAAAAAACACAAGUAAAAAUUAUAUGUAUGUAAUCUACAUUAGUAUUUAUUUUGCAUAUAUUCUAGUAUUUCAGAUGGCAAUGUAUGUAUACAUAUAUAUUUUUCUCUAUUUCAAUCUCAUUUGCUUUGUAUAUGUUUUGAUAUUGACAUGGUCUGAAAUAAAGAGAAAUUGAAUUCUUUCAAUGCAAACUACAUGUAUACUGACCAAAAUCCAACAAUUUCUCCUUUCACUCCUUCACUACCAUCCCUCACUAACUCUUUCACCAUUCAGUUUGCCCUAUUGUAUCAUGUUUUAAUUUGUUUAGACCGGAUCUAUCUUUUAACCUUGAUAUCAUUUAAAGAUUGAUUCUGAUACCAUUUAAAACAUUCCUACGUAUUUUGUUAUUCUUAUAACUAUUAUAAUUUUUCUUUUGGUAUUAUUUAUUAUGGUUAUUAAUAUUCUUAUUAUUUUAUCUUUAUAAAAUCUGUAAUAGUAACACUAUCUACAUACUACUUAUUAAAAUGAUAAGUAAAGUAUAUUGCUUCUCAAUUUUUUUGUGAACAAUAUCGGUUAAAUGCAAUGAUCCAGCAAAAUUGGGGGAAAAAAGGUGUAAGUCUACUUAAGUGUUAUGAAUUAGGGAGAGGAGAAUUAUUUGUGGGGUAGUAGGACAGUGUAAAAAUUGUUUUUGGGUCCCAAUAUUUUUAUACAUGAGAAGUAAAAAAAGCAAAGGAAACCGUGUCUAAUAAUGUGAUGUUAUAGAAUUUUAAAUUAUAAAAAUCAUAAUACAGUUUAAUAAAGUAAUACCCUUUUGCUGGUGUGUUUAAAGCUGUAGUUAAUUGAACUAUUUUUAUUAUUUUCUUUUCAUAGUUUACAGUAUCAAUAUAUUACCAUGUAUCUCCAAGGUCUAUGCGUAUGUUCCAUGGUCGCAUCACAUGAACUAUUGUUCUGUCUUUACCAUGUAAUUUUACAUUCAAUAGGUGUAUUUAUUAUUUUUAGAUGUAUUUAGCAGACAUGUUUUAUUUCUUAAAGAUGAAAUGUAUAUUUUAUAUUCUCUGAUCUUGUGGUUGAUAAAUAUGAGGGAACUUUGUUAACGUAUGCAUUGUGGGCAUGACUACACAUUUACUGUGGGCAUGACUAUCCUUGUAUUGUAGACGUGGCUAGCCAUGCUCUUCUAUAAUGAAGUGUGUGAUCAUGUAGGAAAUGAAGACUGUUAGCCAAGUGAGCAUUUUUUUAACUUCAUAACUACAGUUAUUAUUCAAAAUAUUCGCAGUAAAGAGGUCCUGUAAUAAAUUAAAUUGUUAUUGUCCCCUAAAAAUAUCAAACCAAAUAACUCUGGUAGAUAGUUAGGACUGCUUUUCCCAGCAAACUACUACAUAUUUAAGGAAAUAUACUAUUUCUUGUUUUCUAUAAGAAAGGUAGAUACUGGUAAUGGAAUAAAGUGAUAAAUAUAUA
Messenger RNA from Anneissia japonica, 3677 nucleotides. RefSeq names its product dnaJ homolog subfamily C member 3-like. Gene Ontology annotation, biological process: protein folding in endoplasmic reticulum. NCBI's taxonomy places the organism in Eukaryota, Metazoa, Echinodermata, Crinoidea, Comatulida, Comatulidae. The record is from RefSeq and is a predicted model, not a curated record. Gene Ontology annotation, molecular function: misfolded protein binding; protein-folding chaperone binding. Bases 170 to 1645 code for a protein of 491 amino acids. Gene Ontology annotation, cellular component: endoplasmic reticulum. The transcript has 10 exons.